Lytechinus variegatus (green sea urchin) is the source of this 2480-nucleotide messenger RNA. RefSeq names its product mucin-5AC-like. The coding region runs from base 79 to 2259 and encodes 726 amino acids. The transcript is spliced from 2 exons. NCBI's taxonomy places the organism in Eukaryota, Metazoa, Echinodermata, Echinoidea, Temnopleuroida, Toxopneustidae. The record is from RefSeq and is a predicted model, not a curated record.
UAGAUCAUACAAAAAUUGGUGAGAGGUUUAAUCCCAUUAUUUGACAAUUGUUUUUAUUUUCUUCUAGUUGGAAUAACCAUGGCCUCAAAGGGAACAACUUUUACACAAGAGAUAACAUAUUGGGGCACGACACAGAAUACAGCAUUUGAUGUUACUUCUACAGUAGAUCCAGCUACAAUAGACCCAGCAACGGCUACAGCAUCAGGGGGUGCAGCAUCUACAAUUAAUGCAUCUUCGGAUGAAACAACCACAACCUUUUCAGCAUUCACAAGCUCGGAAGAAACUUCAUUUACAACAGGCUCAAGUUCAGAUACAACAUUUUUAUCAAGAUCGACGACAGACGGAAUAACUUCUACAAUUUUCACAACAUCUGAGAAAGCAUCCCCAAUAAAAACGGUUUCUACUACCAUUUAUGUUGUUUCUGGGAAAACAAGAACAGAAGAGGCAAUAUCUGAAGAAACAACUCAAGUAACAGGGACAACAACUGAAAAUAAAACUACAAAUGGGACAACUUUAGAGGGUGGGAAUUUUACAACAAUAAUAACAGAUAUAUCAAAAGGUGGGAGGGAAACCUCAGGGGUAACAAUUGAUAAAACGUCUGAGAUGUCAACUUCUACAACAGAGACAACCUCUUUACUAAUAGUGACGACGUCCUCGGACACACUUACUGAUACCACACUAAUUGAGGUGACAUCUGAGGAUGCCACAUAUACAGGUAUGGAUGCCUCAAAUACAGAGAAAGCAAAUUCAACAGUAGACAUGUUACAAACGGAAACUGCAUCUGCCGCCACCAUGACCACUCCGAGUCAGACAUCAUCCACACUGAACACAAUACUAAGUUCCCUCGUACCAGCUUCAACUAUUGAGACUGUAUCAGAGGAAGUGACACUGCCAUUAGAAACGGUAACUGCAGAAACUGCAACACCACAUUUGUACGUAUCAACUGAUACCACUUUAUAUUUGCCUUCAUCGCCUACAACAAAUGCUCAACAAACAACACUAAAAUCAACUUAUGAAACUGUAUCAGAUAUCGUGUCGGAAAUGACUUCUUUGCCACAGGAAACUGUCACUGGAGAUCUGAAAACAUCCAGCUUACAGACAUUUACUGACAAAUCUACAUCAUCGCUGUCGUCAACAUCUAAUAUCGCAAAUACCCAUCUUUCAAGAAGAUUCAGUACAUCUGAAACUCUAUCUGAGGAAGUGACAUUGAUAUCGGAUACGGUAACUGCCACCGAGAUUGCAACAUCUGACUUGCUGACAUUAACUGACGAAUCAGCAUCUUCCACCGACACCAAGUCUACAUCGCUUUUGCCAUCAAAUCCUACAACAAACAUCUUACAUACGACACUAAGUAGAACUCUGCCAGUGUCAACAGUGGAAACUGUAUCCGUUGAUAUUACUUUGACAUUGGAAACUGUCUCCGAAGAACAGACAACAUCCAACCUACAGACAUUGAAAACAGACAGCGAUGGAACAGUCACCAGUCUAGUGUCAUCAGCACUUUCCACCACAGAUAAUCCACAAACAAGGGUGAAUUCUGAGCCAUCUUCCACGAUGGAAAGUGUAUCAGAAAUAGCGACAAUCCCUUUUGAAUCAUUGACCCCUGUGACGUUUCUACAAGAUAUAUUGAGCUCCGAAAGCACUUCAGCACCUUCUCAAAGUCAAACACCCUUUAUUGAAACAACAUACACCGAACUGUCUGGUAUUUCCACGGACUCUACAACAUUAGCAACGUCGACAACGAGAACACCGUUUACAAGUCUGACCACUUUCUCGGAUGUGGUUAGUGAAUCAGAUGUUACCACAAUCGUUGCAACACAAAAAACUGUCACAAGAACACCCAACAUCCCGACAAUCGAAUCCACGACAGCUUCACCUGAAGUCACAUUUCCAAAGACCACAAUUUCUAAGGAAAUGCCAACAAGAACAACCACAUCUUUCAUAGCAGAAUCCUCGACAGCUGCUCUAAUUAGCGACCAAAUUACAUUAACACCAAAAACUUCAUCUAAAGUCAAAGCCAUCAUUGGAGCCGUAUUAGGAGUAUGUGGAUUGAUCUUCAUCGUUCUUAUCGUUCUCUGCGUCAUCUAUCGCCGAAAUCAUUCCUACCAAUGGGACGUAAUGGAACUUCAAAGUUACCCACCCUAUCAUGUCAAUGUAACGGGUUACGAUUACAACCCGGAUGAUCAUGAGUUUGGCCUCAAUCAAUCUCCCUUUCCGCACGAUGUCAACGGAAUUAAGCCUAUCGAAAGGCUAAUAUGAUUUUCGAUUUUUAAAUCUUUAAAAGUAAUUAUUGAUCUUGCCAACGUGAUUCCAUGUCCUCCUUCAAUACAAAUAACAAACUUCGCGGGAUGUGAUUUCCUUCAAAUUUGUUUAUAAUAUGUGAACACAUAAUACAUAUAUUUGUUAAAUAAGAUUAUUUGCAUCUCAUGAAUUUAUGUAUAGUUUCUAAAGUUUGAAGGAAAAUCUUCAUCUUCAACGUU